GGUGUCUGUACCAUGACAACAGCCUUUCUUCACUUCUUCUUCCUGGCGUCGUUCUGCUGGGUCCUGACGGAGGCUUGGCAGUCCUACAUGGCCGUCACUGGGAAGGUCCGCACCAGGCUCAUCAGGAAGAGGUUCCUCUGUCUGGGAUGGGGAUUACCUGCCUUAGUGGUUGCCAUCUCAAUGGGAUUCACGAAAGCAAAAGGCUAUGGGACACCCCAAUACUGCUGGCUAUCUCUAGAAGGUGGUCUCCUGUAUGCCUUUGUUGGACCAGCAGCAGCAGUGGUUCUGGUCAACAUGGUGAUUGGCAUCCUGGUGUUCAACAAGCUGGUCUCCAGAGACGGGAUUCUGGAGAAGAAGCCGAAGCAUCGAGCUGGACCGAUGAACGAGCCCCAUACAGGGUUAACUCUGAAAUGUGCCAAAUGUGGUGUGGUGUCCACAACUGCUCUCUCUGCAACUACAGCCAGCAAUGCCAUGGCCUCUCUGUGGAGUUCCUGUGUGGUUCUGCCUCUGCUGGCUCUGACCUGGAUGUCUGCAGUGCUGGCCAUGACAGACAAGCGCUCCAUCCUAUUUCAGAUCCUCUUCUCUGUCUUCGACUCGUUGCAGGGCUUCGUCAUCGUCAUGGUGCACUGUAUCCUGAGGAAAGAGGUCCAAGAUGCUUUCAGAUGUCGUCUCAGAAACUGUCAGGACCCCAGAAACUGUCAAGACCCCCUCAAUGCUGACAACACUGGAACUUUCCCCAACGGUCAUGCUCAGAUUAUGUAUGUUUCCAGCAACUGUGGUGGAUGCGUAACCAGGCCAGUGCAGUACGGCUCGGCAGGGAUCGCCUUGGCUCAGCUCAGUGUGAAAAGGACGGACUUUGAGAAAGACGUGGACAUCGCCUGUCGAUCAGCUCUCCACAAAGACAUGGGCUCUUGCCGCGCGGCCACCAUCACCGGCACCCUAUCCCGCAUCUCUCUGAACGACGAGGAGGAUGAGAAGGGGCACGAGGGGCUCAACUACUCCACCUUACCCGGCAACAUCAUGUCCAAGGUGAUGAUCCAGCAGCCCGGCAUGCACAUGGGCCCCAUGGGCGACAUGGGAGAGGGCUGCUUGGGCGACAGCGUGUCCGACAUGCGCCGCACCGUCUACCUAUGCACCGAUGAUGCUCUUCGUCAGUCCGACCAGGAUAUGGGCGGGCACGGGCACGGCGGGAUGGGCAGUGGCCACGACAUGGGCAAUAUGGGCGGUAUGGGCAGCGUGGGCGGGCAUUCACCCCAAGGCCAGAUGAUGGAGACGGACUACAUCGUGAUGCCACGGGCUUCGGCGGCGGCCGGAUCUGGGAACUGUAACACACUUCCCACUCUCCUGAAGGACGAUAGCUCCACCAAGAUGAACGUGGGCAUGGGCAUGGGCGAUACGCUGCCCCACGAGAGAAUGAUGCAACACUACAAGAUGGCACCGGACUUCAACAUGAGCCCGACGGGGAUGGGCGUGAUGGGGGGCAUGGAGCACAUGAACAUGGAUCAGAACCUGCAGCAGCAGUACGGGUCAGGAGGAGGACAGGAACACAUGCAGCAGAACCUUCCCUUUGAACCCCGCACUGCCGUCAAGAACUUCCUGGCUGAGAUGGAAGAGACUGGAGGGCUGUCGAGGAGCGAGACGGGAUCCACCAUAUCCAUGAGCUCUUUAGAGAGAAGAAAAUCGCGCUACCAAGACCUGGACUUUGAAAAAGUCAUGCACACCAGGAAAAGACACAUGGAGCUGUUCCAAGAACUGAAUCAGAAAUUUCAAACCCUGGAUCGAUUUCAAGACAUACCAAAUAUGGGCAGCAUGGACAAGGCCAUGCCCAACAAGAACCCCUGGGAGAGCUACAACCCAGCCUGUGAGUACCAGAACUACAGCAGUAUGAAUGUACUAGACCCUGACACCAAGGACUCUCUGGAGAUGACCGCAGCGGAGUGGGAGAAGUGUGUCAAUCUCCCCUUAGACGUCCAGGAAGGAGACUUCCAGACAGAGGUCUGAUCUGAUCUGAUCUAAACAAACCACGAAAUAGGCCCCGAUGGAGCACACUACUUUUGACCAGGUCCUAUAGGCUUCUUUUUGACCAGUACCCAUAGGGCUCUUUUGAACAGGACUCAUAAGGCUCUGGUCAAAAGUAGUGCACUAUAUUAGGGAAUAGGGUGACAUUUUGGGUGCACUCCAGGAAGGAGACUUCCAGGAAGUAGAAACCAGGAAGAGGACAACCAGGAGAAGAACGAUAACCAGGACAUGGAGGAAAGGGGAAAGGAUGUAUUUUGCACUGAAAAAAUGGACAGACUGUCCUAACAGCCUUGGCCUACUACAUAUCUGGAUUAUAAAGGAGUAUGACAAGGACAUGAUGUGCCAAUACGAUUUACGAGGAAACGACAGCGGACAGGAGGAAAAAAUAAAACAAAAAAUACAACAAAAAACAUCAGUGUUACUUUUUGUAUUCUCACUAGUGUACUUAGUGCAGCAGGCCAGCCAGGUGGGUGUACAAUAUUUACCAUCAUGUGUUUCAGAGUACCCGUGGUAAGAAGAAUUGGUUCAAAAAGGUGAAAAUCUUUCUAGAUGAAUAAACCUCAAAAAGCUAAAUGAAGACAUAAUACCAUGUCGAUCCCAGCUUCGUUGGGUCCAGUUUUAUAUUUCUCAAAACUGGACCCUGGAAGCACAAUGUAUAUAUUUAUGCAGGUUUUUAAAAAGUUUAUAACAAGUCUGUUUGGCCAUUACUACACUUUUUACUUUAUAAUAUAAAACAUAUAUGAGCGAGAGUGGCAGGCAAAGAGGAUUUUUCUGUCAUAUAAAAAUGAAUGUUUGUCAAAGCUACAUUCUUCAUUGCUUUAAAUGCAAUAAAGGUAAUACUCACUUUUAUAUGAAUAAUAUAUUUCACAAACUUUAAUACUGCAGAAUCUUGCUUGAAGACUCUCGGCAAAAACUCUCAUCUGCAGCCCUGUAUAAAAUAUUUAAAAAACGAAAAAUGUUGUAUGGUGUAAAUAAACUUUUGUCUACAUAUGUUUUACUUGUGCCAAUUUAUUUUAAUGAGAAAAAAAUGCCAACUUGAUCAAGCGUUAUAGCGUUAUAAAAUGUUAACAUUUGAACAAGGAAUGUAAAUAAAAGAGGAAAUAUGUUCGUACUG
Coregonus clupeaformis (lake whitefish) is the source of this 3133-nucleotide messenger RNA. Its product is annotated as adhesion G protein-coupled receptor B3-like. Bases 13 to 2001 code for a protein of 662 amino acids. Gene Ontology annotation, cellular component: synaptic cleft; postsynapse; membrane. Gene Ontology annotation, biological process: adenylate cyclase-activating G protein-coupled receptor signaling pathway; neuron remodeling; negative regulation of angiogenesis. The record is from RefSeq and is a predicted model, not a curated record. Lineage: Eukaryota; Metazoa; Chordata; Actinopteri; Salmoniformes; Salmonidae. Gene Ontology annotation, molecular function: G protein-coupled receptor activity. The transcript has 13 exons.